Molecule: messenger RNA, 1153 nt
Organism: Symbiodinium pilosum
Lineage: Eukaryota; Dinophyceae; Suessiales; Symbiodiniaceae
Source: the annotation of a GenBank genome assembly
GCGCCUGGGCCUGCGAGUCAAGACUCUCCUGUGUUCGGUGCAAACGGGGAAAGUCCAGAUCAUGUCAAAGUGGCCCGGGGCGAAUGUGAGCAGCGGCUCCCAGGUACAGAUGUCGGCGCAGAUGGUCUUGGCUUUUGGGUCGACAUCAAGCGAGGUGACUUUCCCCAGUUCCGCGAAGGCUCGACCCAUCGACCCAGUCUCCAAGAACAGCUCCAGCAAGCGGCGCAUCGGAGUUUUCCAUGUCAGACUGCAGAGCCAGCCACAUCAGCGUUACGAAUGCUGUGCAGCCGCAGGCCAGUUCGAGGAAGCAGAUCUCAAAGCACCUGUCCACAAGCGCUGCAACUACAAGAAAUCUUGGCGAGACUACGGAUUUUUGCCAUGCUAUUUGCCUCCUUCGGUAACACCGUGCGAUUACCUCCAGGCUUUGUACUGGUUCUGCUCAGAUGCCCCGCAGAAGCAGAUUUUGAAAGAGACUGGUCUCAAAAUCAAGAUUUGGAAUCAAAUCCGCUCAUGUGUCAGAGACCUCUUGUGGUUGGUGCUUCAGGAACAUGCUGGCCGUGUUCCUCUGGGUGGUCCAGGACGUGUGGUUGUCAUAGAUGAAACGUUCUUCACGAAGAAAAAGAAGAACAAAGGUCUUUUGGGAGAACCACACAAGGCCAUCAAACCAUUAUCAUGGGGUUCUUGGAGCUGGCUACGCGCGGCGACGGGUGCUUGCGUUCUCAUCCAGAUACCGAACCGCAAACAGGUUACACUGAAGCGUGAAAUUGAGCAGCAUGUGACUCCAGAUUCCUUAGUUUUCACUGACCGGCACAAGUCUUACAAUUUCUUGUCUCGCAGGAACAGCAACUAUGUGCACAGGGCGGUGAACCACAGGAAGGGAGAGUUUACCCGCGUGGAAAGAAUUUUUGGUGAAGACGUCAAUGUUACAACUAACGCUGUGGAGGGGCUGUUCGGGCGUCUCAAGCAGUAUCUGCAGCAGCGACGCUACAGGAAGAUCAGCAAGAAGGCUUACGGUGAGGUUUUGGCAGAGUUUCUUUGGCGGCAGCGGGUUGCUGCUUUUGGAAGCGACCCCUUCAGGAACCUUCUUGCAGAGAUCAAGGGCUGGCAAGAUGGGCAUCCAAGACGUCCCGAGGUGCCAGGUGACAUUCAGUAG